Leptopilina boulardi is the source of this 1833-nucleotide messenger RNA. RefSeq lists its product as uncharacterized. The coding region runs from base 304 to 1707 and encodes 467 amino acids. The transcript has 12 exons. The record is from RefSeq and is a predicted model, not a curated record. Lineage: Eukaryota; Metazoa; Arthropoda; Insecta; Hymenoptera; Figitidae.
UUUUUUUUUUACCCAAUUGUUUUUAUUUGUGCGGGAGAAUGUUUACAAGUUUUUUUUUUUAUAUAUAAUGUUUAAGACAAUUAGAAUAAUUAGGAAAAAAAAGUUAUUUGAUUAUAAAGUGUAAAGUGUAAAUCACAAUUGAAAAAUAUUAGAAAGCAAUGGAACGCAGUGAAGUUAGUGAAAUACUAUAUGAAUUCGUGGAACAUAACCUAAAAGAACAAACGUAUAAUUUUAAAUGUGAAUUUGUCAAAAGUUUAUUUGUUUUAUUUGUUUAAUUUGAAUUUAUUAAAAAAAAUAAAGAAGAUGCCACAAUUACUUGUCCGACCAAAUGGAACGCCAAUGCAAUUUCAUUUGGUCGAUUUGCCUGAUGAUAUAUUAACUCGAUAUAUAUCUUUAAUUGAGAAAAAUGGAGGUGAAGUUACAUUAGAACCUGAUGAAACAAUUCUUACAUUUACGGUGCCAAUGUUUUGCUUCAAUUAUUCAAUUGUUUAUAAUAUUCAAUUCAUUGACGAUUGUUUGAGUAGAAAAGAAAUUUUAAAUGUUGACGAUUAUUACAUUGGUGAUGAUCGAUUUGUCGAAGAAUGUAGAAGACCGGAAAUAAUAAAAAAAAUAAAAAAUUGUGAAUGUUCGGAUUGUGGAUAUGAACAUCAUGUGGAAAAUGUACAGCAAGAAAAAAAUUUAAAUAAGUCAUUCAGAAACGAACGAGAAUUGGAAAAAGCUGAUUCUGAUCCAACAAAUGCGAAUGAGAUGCAAAGACGUUUAAUGGAUGACAGUGGAUCUGAUACGGAAUAUAUGUUUUCUGAUGAUUCUCGAAAAUCAGAAGAUUUCGAUUAUGAUGUUGUUUUUUCACCUGUAGCUGAAAAAGAAAAAAUUAUUCAAUCUAAAGAAAAAUAUCCAAAACAUCAAAAAUACAAUGAAUUGACUACUAAAAAUAAGAUUGUUGAAAAAAAUUUACAAGAAGAUAAAAAUCAACCAUCAACUUCAGGAAUUGUUGAUGAGUCAGAGAAAAAUUUACAAGAAUUAUAUGAACCGUCGGAAUAUUUAAAAAUAUGGGCAAAAAAAAUUGUGGAAAAUAAAGAAAAAGAUGAAUUUGGUUUUCCAAUGCCAAAUCUUAAAGGAUAUAAUCAUAAUGAAAAGUUAAUAUUGAUUGAUUUUCUGGUUAAAUCAAAUUUAAUUUUUAAAAAUAAUGAUUUGAAAGUUUGGAAGCUUGCUCGAAAAUUAAAAAUUUUACCGCAUAAAAAAUCGGUAAAAUCAAUGAGAGCUUUUUUUAAGCUGCGAAUUUUACAAAACAUUGAGGAUUUUCAUUUAUCUAAUGAAAUUCAAGAAAAAUUCAUUAAUUAUAGAACAUUUGGAAGUCUAGUGGAACAUUUAUUAAAAUGGGCAAAAAAUGAAACAAAAAAUUUGAAAAAGGAUAAGGAAGGAUUUCCAAUUAUUGAAAUAAAAAGAAGAAUAACAGAUUUAGAAAAAGAGAUGAUAGUGAAAUUUCUCAUUGAAUCAAAAAGAAUUCGUCAAAUUAAAUCUGAUUCUACGUGGAAAUUGGCCGAAUUUUUGAAAAUAUUGCCUAAAGAACGAAUGAAACAAAAUUUAGGACAAAUUGUAGAAAAAGAAAUUUUACCCAAUAUUAAAAAUUAUAAUUUACCCGAAAAUAUAGUUAAUCAAUUUUUAAAAUUAAAUAAAAUUAUCAAAAAUUCGCCUAAAAAAGAUUAGUUGAUAAAAAAAAACAGGCGAGUAUUUAUAAUUUUAAAAAAUAAUAUAUUGUACAAAUUUUUGUAAAGUGAAUAAUUAAUUUUGUAUUUUUUAUUGAAGAAAUUAUUAAAAACAAAUAUUGUAUUA